Messenger RNA from Melanotaenia boesemani (Boeseman's rainbowfish), 1911 nucleotides. It is a transcript of the gene dexi, whose product is annotated as Dexi homolog (mouse). The coding region runs from base 549 to 818 and encodes 89 amino acids. The record is from RefSeq and is a predicted model, not a curated record. Lineage: Eukaryota; Metazoa; Chordata; Actinopteri; Atheriniformes; Melanotaeniidae. The transcript is spliced from 2 exons.
UCACGUGCCGAGGCUUCAGGUGUCGUUUUUUUUGUGGUCGGCUCUAUUUUGAUGCAGUUGGCAAAAAACGACAUUUAUAUAGUGAGAAGCAUGUAUUUGUGAAUAUUACGCUUUAGUCGAUACGGAUAUGUUUAAGGAAACGCAAAGAUUCUAGUUGCAGACAUGUUUGCGUUUGUUUCGGCUAACCUUGCAUGCUACUGUUUGUAGCCCUAGCCAGCCAGUUGGCAUGGCAUGAAUUCCGCAAACCAGAGGAGGUCAAGAAUGCGUCGAGCUAGCUAACACGAUAUUUUAAUACUAUCCGCUGCUUGUUAUUUUUAGCAAUGAACGUAACGUCGCUUGGACUACUUGAUUUCCUGUCUUUUUUUCCUGUGCCGUACAGAUAAACUGUUACUGGAAACCCCUCCUCGAUCUUCUUCUUAGGGACGAGCCGAAAUGGACGCCCCAGUCCCAUCACCCCAAACAGAUUUCUAGCGGUACCGACAACUCCAGACCAUCACAUACAGGCUCUACCGUGACUACAAACCAAAUCGUGUCUAUCUUUGUUUUCUAUGACAUACCCAGUUUAUGCCCAGCUAGAUUCAGUGGAAUCGCUCCUGGACGAACUCCCAUAUAUGUUUUAUUUGGGCCUGUUCUUUGUGAACGUCCUCAUCCUCUACUAUGCCUUUCUGAUGGAGUACAUCGUCCUGAAUGUGGGGAUAGUAUUUCUGCCUGAGGAUAUGGACCAGGCGCUGGUGGAUCUCGGGGUGCUGUCUGACCCGGCCUCUGUCCCCUACGACACAGACACGGAGUUGGAUGUGUUUGAGGGUUAUCUGGAAUGACCUGACACGGCUGAGGAGGCAGAGGCUGUGGGCCAGUGUGAACAAUCCCCCCGUUAUUAUGGGAGAAAAUGCCUCAAACUCGGCUCUUUUGCAACCUUCCUCUCAUAGAGACAUUUAAAAACAAGGUGCCCUGGCUCAAAAGAAGACAGCCCAAAGAAGAUAUUUAAACUAUGCUGACCACAUGGUCUGUCCCAUGGGAAGAUCAGUCUCUGCCAGAUCAGCUGUGUUGGCUCUAUUUGGACACCAGGGGGUCAGCACUGUCACAUGUGACCCGCACUUAAAUCAUAAUGAAAAGGAUGCAGCACAUGCUGUAUGCAACUGCAAAGGGACAGCUGCUCCCUUUAUCUUAAAGCUGGAGCAGGUUCUUUCCUCCCGUAUUGUUUAGAUCCAGCUGAGACAUUUCAGAUGAACUGGUUACAAGCAGAUGGACAGUAUCCCUUGUAGGCAUGUUGCUUUGUUCUAUUACUCUGAGAACAAACUGUUUCACCAUUUGUACACAGGAUCUAUUGCUGCUUUGCAGACUCACUCAUCCUCCAGGCUUCUGUCAAAAUAUGUCUUGGGGUUAUUCAUACUGUAUUUCAGCAUCAGGGAUAUGCACUCUCAGGAGCACCGUGAAGAACUCUGGGCAUGCUGGCAAAACAUCACACUGGAGAUCAGGGUGUGUUUCUGCAGGAUGAAAGAGAGUUAAACUUUUUUUUAAUGUGCUUGUCAUGCUUUUCACUGGUAUGCAGAAUGUAUUCAAGUAACCAGAUAUAGGUUGAAGCAGUACGUCUGUGUUAGCCACAAAAGAAUUUAAUAGUCACAAGAAUUUGAGUUAAGUGAAUUUAAUAGUCCACAAUAGACACAUUUUGGCUAAAUGUGCCAUAUCUCAUGGAAGGGGAAAAAAAUCUAAAUGAUUGCAUAAGAUUUAAUAAUGUUCAUCCUCUGUUCAACACGACUGUCAAAGCACGACUGUCAAUGCAUGAUGUUGUGUUUUAAAGGAUUUGAUUUAACUGAAAUUUAAGUUAGCUAAAUUCUGUAUUGUUAGAAAUUUAGAAUUCCUUUUUAUGAAGUGUAUGUUUCCACAGCAAUAAUAAACUGGAGGCAAACAAGG